Molecule: messenger RNA, 1433 nt
Organism: Helicoverpa armigera (cotton bollworm)
Lineage: Eukaryota; Metazoa; Arthropoda; Insecta; Lepidoptera; Noctuidae
Gene: Or-60
Product: odorant receptor 10a
Exons: 5
Coding region: 29-1357 (442 amino acids)
Biological process (GO): detection of chemical stimulus involved in sensory perception of smell; sensory perception of smell
Cellular component (GO): plasma membrane
Molecular function (GO): odorant binding; olfactory receptor activity
Source: RefSeq, a predicted model, not a curated record
AAAUCUGUAGUCUGACCACGAAGUCAUCAUGACUAAAUCUCGGCCUAGACAUUACUUCGGGUUUCACUACCGCAUCCUCCGAUUCCUCGGCCUAGGCUGGUGGCAUCACCCAGAAGAAGGCAAAACGACCAACUUCCCAGGCUGGUACCUCUACUACUCCAUCGUCACCCAAGUAGUCUGGGUAGCUGGCUUCGUAGGCUUGGAAACCAUUGACCCUUUUGUAGGCGAAAAGGAAAUGGACCGUUUCAUGUUCAGUCUGUCUUUUGUCAUCACGCAUAAUCUCACUCUGAUCAAAUUGUAUAUUUUCUUCUUUAAGAACGUUGAUAUUCAGGAAAUAGUGCGCACUUUAGAGAUUGAGUUGUAUGAUUAUUAUCAGAACAUAGAAAAGAAUCGAAAAACGGUGAAAAUAUCGAAGAUAAUAACAGGAUCUUUUAUUUUCUUUGGAUGGCUUACUAUCGGCAAUGGGAAUGUAUACGGAACAAUUCAAGAUCUACACUGGAAGUCCUUAGUAGCCACUCUGAAUGAUACUUCUCAGAUUCCAGUUCGAACGUUACCGCAACCGAUUUACAUACCUUGGAACUAUCAGAAAGAUAAAUCGUACAUUCCUACAUUUGUUCUCGAAACCGUCGGGUUACUAUGGACUGGGCAUAUAGUGAUGACCAUUGAUACUUUUAUUGCAUCUGUUAUCUUACACAUGGGGGCGCAGUUUGAAAUACUGAACGAGGCUAUUACGACGGCGUACGACCGGACAAUGACGUCACUGAGGGAAGGCAUUCGUCCUGAAGAUAGUGGUCAUCAAGGACAACAGUCGUCUAUACUAAGUGCUGAAGAUAGCAAUGAGAGGAUAGUGCACGCUUUCAUACCGAAAGAGGAAAUUGACGCGGCACUGCAAACGACUUUCAGAAAUUGCUUUCGACAGCAUCAAGUUCUUAUCAAUUGCGUGGAGAAGUUCUCUAGAACUUAUUCGUACGGCUUCAUGACUCAACUGCUCUCCAGCAUGGCAGCCAUUUGCGUAGUAAUGGUUCAAGUUUCGCAAGACGCAUCGAGUUUCAAGUCAGUGAGACUGAUCACUUCUGUGGCGUUCUUCUUCGCUAUGAUAACUCAACUAGGCAUGCAGUGUUUUACUGGGAACGAGUUAACUUUACAGGCUGAGCGCAUAUCAGACGCAGUGAUGCAAAGCAAAUGGGAGCGUAUCCCCACGCGCCAGCGUCGACUUCUGCUAAUGAUGAUGAUGAGAGCCCAGAGGCCGCUGCGGCUGACGGCUGCUGGCUUCACCAAUAUGGACAACGCUUGUUUUCUUGCUAUUAUGAAGGCAGCGUAUUCUUAUUACGCCGUACUCAGUCAAAGACAGGAGUGAUUUCAAACAAGAAAUAACAGCAACUUUAAUUUUAAUAAUUUAAUUAUAAUCUUUUUACAUCUGAACUUUGUCGCAC